This is a messenger RNA of Calypte anna (Anna's hummingbird), 6825 nucleotides long. RefSeq names its product target of myb1 like 2 membrane trafficking protein (gene TOM1L2). Gene Ontology annotation, cellular component: membrane; endosome. The transcript has 15 exons. Gene Ontology annotation, molecular function: ubiquitin binding; phosphatidylinositol binding; clathrin binding. The record is from RefSeq and is a predicted model, not a curated record. Bases 31 to 1554 code for a protein of 507 amino acids. NCBI's taxonomy places the organism in Eukaryota, Metazoa, Chordata, Aves, Apodiformes, Trochilidae. Gene Ontology annotation, biological process: signal transduction.
CGCCGGGUCGCUGUUUGUUGUCAUCCCAAGAUGGAGUUCCUGCUGGGGAACCCGUUCAGCACCCCGGUGGGGCAGAGCCUCGAAAAGGCCACAGAUGGCUCUUUGCAGAGUGAAGAUUGGACACUUAACAUGGAGAUCUGUGACAUUAUCAACGAGACAGAAGAAGGUCCAAAGGAUGCCAUUCGAGCACUGAAGAAGAGGUUGAAUGGAAACAAAAAUUACAGAGAGGUCAUGCUGGCUCUGACGGUGUUGGAGACCUGUGUGAAGAACUGUGGCCAUCGCUUUCAUGUCUUAGUGGCAAACCGUGACUUCAUAGAUGGAGUUCUGGUGAAAAUCAUCUCGCCCAAGAAUAAUCCCCCAACUAUUGUACAGGAUAAAGUGCUAGCACUGAUUCAGGCUUGGGCUGAUGCCUUUCGAAGCAGCCCUGACUUAACUGGUGUAGUGCAUAUUUAUGAAGAACUCAAGAGGAAAGGCAUCGAGUUUCCCAUGGCAGAUCUUGAUGCUCUGUCUCCAAUUCACACACCACAGAGGAGCGUCCCUGAAGUCGAUCCUGCAGCAAAUAUGCACAAUUCCCAGUCUCAGCAGAGGAUGAGCACCAGCUCUUAUUCUUCGUCUUCUCCAACGGCGUUUUCUGCUCCUCAGGCCCCAGCUCUGAACGUGACUGGUCCCAUCACUGCUAAUUCUGAACAGAUCGCCCGGCUGCGCAGUGAACUGGAUAUUGUUCGUGGGAAUACAAAAGUGAUGUCUGAAAUGCUGACAGAAAUGGUACCUGGACAGGAGGAUUCCUCAGACCUUGAGUUACUCCAGGAGCUGAACCGAACCUGUAGAGCUAUGCAGCAGAGAAUUGUGGAGCUGAUCUCAAGGGUGUCCAACGAGGAAGUCACAGAGGAGCUGCUGCAUGUGAAUGAUGAUUUAAACAACGUCUUCCUCCGAUACGAAAGAUUUGAACGAUACAGAUCGGGGCGUUCAACACAAAAUGCCAGCAAUGGAGUACUGAAUGAGGUGACAGAAGAUAAUUUAAUAGAUUUGGGUCCUGGCUCUCCAGCUGUAGUGAGCCCCAUGGUAGGAAACUCAGCACCCACAUCUUCACUUUCCUCACAGCUUGCAGGGCUUGACUUGGGUACAAACAGUGUCAGUGGCACACUCAGCUCUCUACAGCAUUCCAAUCCUCGUGAUGACUUCGACAUGUUUGCACAGACAAGAGGCAGUUCCUUGGCUGAGCAGCGAAAGAACGUGACGUAUGAGGAUCCACAGGCUGUCAAAGGACUGGCGUCUGCCCUGGACGUUCGAAAACAGAACACAGGAGGGAUCCCUGUUGCACAGUCCUCUGUCAUGGAUGACAUUGAGGAGUGGCUCAGUACCGACUUGAAAGGAGAUGAACUGGAAGAAGGAGUGACCAGUGAAGAGUUCGACAAAUUUUUAGAAGAGCGAGCCAAAGCGGCGGAGAUGGUUCCCAAUCUGCCAUCCCCUCCCCUGGAAGCCCCAACCCCUCUGACAAACCCUGCCAGCAGGAAAAAGCAGGAGCGUUCGGAGGAUGCCCUCUUUGCACUGUGAAGUUUGCUCCUGCCCACCCCCUGCUCUGCAGCCCAACCUCGCUGUACAGCCUCUUGGUCCUCUCACAGUACUUGGCUAACAACGACCCCCAUCCCCUCAAUUCCAUAGAUUCCUUCUCCUUCCCCCCCAAACAAUCCACCCCCACAAGCUGACUCUUUCUAUUUAAGUCCAACACUGUUCCUGCCAGACCACGAUUCUCCAGCACUCACUUAAUCCCCUCCUUCCUAUCCCAGCUGCACAAAACCAGCUCUUGAUGCUGAAAACCCCUUUAGAAUGCAUGAGUACAUCACACUGUGUUGAAACAAAAGCCCGGAGGGGAGAGAGCAGCCUUGCCCUUCAGUUUCUGUAGGGAUCAUCCUCUUCUGUAGGCAGGUCCUGCCAAGUAGGCUGCUCUGUCGAUCAGCAUGUAAUUGACUGAGCUGGAAUGUUCAGGGGGAGUGUGUCUUUAUUUUUAGGUAAAAUGGUAAUGCAUUGGCUUCCGUGUCGGAUUCGACAGCAAGGAACAACUGUUCCCCUUUCAACGUGUGCUUCACAAGUUAAAAUCCUUUCCUCUCCCACUCACACAUCUCCUGGUACCAUAUGGUGGUCGCUUUUCCCCAUUUUGUGCAGUUCCUCAUAUUCUAAAUCUCACAGGGUAUUUUUUUCCUUGUGUUUUAUCAGGGCUUGCUCUAGUUUGAAAGCAGUCUGCUGGCCAUGUCCAGUAGCUCUGGCAGUUGACAGGAAUUAAAAACUCUGAGCUAAAUGGAUGCUGUAACAUUAGUGCAUGAAGCAUUUUGCUCUUUGGGAGAGCAUUCUCACGUGAGGAUUUUUUUUUUCUAGCGUGUUUGCCUUUUAAAUAGCUGGGUUAUUUUUUUCCUUACCUUACAUUCCUUCUUCAGUGACUGCAUUUGUCUCAGCUGUUGUAAAUAACAUCUGUGCAGAUGGAUGGGACUUGCUCAUGGACCGGGUGUGAUCUGAGGUUCCUGGAUUCCCCGCCGUGCCGGGUAGGAUUGACGUGUGCUGCUUCUUGGUGGUAGGGCUGAGAAAAAGAGGCAAACCUCACAGAGGCUUGUCAGAAAAUGAUGAGGGUUACCAAGGAGGGAUUAGCCAUGCUUGCCUGGGCUGGAGGUGAAGCUCCCCAUUUCCAUCUAGGUUUGGGCCUGAGAAAGUGUCAGAUGAUUGUGGCUGUGCAAUGUGUCAUGUUCAGAGUGUCCUGUGAUACCUCUGCCCCUUCUUUAACUCCCAGCUCCUAUGGGGCUGCACUCUCCCUCCUGCCUGUGCAAACAAGCAUGUUCCCUUGCUUGCCAGAGGCAUGGCUGAGAGUGCUGCUCCUUCUGGAGCUGCCAGAAGAGAUUCCAGUGUGUGUGCCUGUCUGGCUGAGCUGACAAGCAGAGCUGGAGCAGGCAGCUCCAGCCAUUGCUGCAUUCCCCAGCAUGUUCCUUGGUAGGAAGCCAGUAGCACAAGAUGGCAGGAUCAAAGAGUGAGCUGAACAUGGUGUGGCUGGGAGAAGCUCCUGUCCUGGCAGAGAGUCACCAUCUCAGAUGAACGCCCAUGCAGGCAGCAGUGCUCCAGUUCCUCUUCCUUGGGGCGCUCGUUGUCUGAGGUAACCAGACACUUGGUUCUGAUUUGGAAAGUUGGAGCUCCCCUGGAUGCUGAUGUGUGUUGAGCUUUCUCAGAAGUUGUUCUAGACCAAGAAGCUGUGCUAUAAACAGCUGAUGUGAAAGUGAUAGAAGCUUUUAUCCCAGCGUAGUUAUUUUGGCUCUUAACAUACUCUCUAGGGUACGUCAUGCCUUGGUAGGCUGUGACACAUAAAACCUUUUCCCAAAUGGCCCCACGGCAGCACUGAUGGUCUUUGAGAGCGGUCACACUGAUCUUUAGAGGGAAGUGUUGUUUGGUGCAGGAUUUCCAGGCUGUCCCAGAUCAGAUGUCACUUUGUGCUGUCCCUGCUCAUCCUCUCGUCUGUCUUGCUUUCAUCCUCUGCCAGGAUCCCUCCCUGUGUAGCUGAGCCCAGGCCAGGCUGCCCAUCCACCCCUCAGUGCUGGCACCUCCAGGCUGCUCUGUAGCUCACUGCUCCUGCCAGCUCUUCACCUUACAGAAAGUAGCAGAGCUUGCAAAUGGAAGGGGAAAAUCAGUGUGGGUAAUGGCAGGUGCUAGGACCGGCUGCCAUGGCUGCAUGUGUGCAGCCCAGCUGCUCUCACCCACUGCUCUCAGCAUUUAACACAAGCUGAGCCCCUGCUGCCAGCUCUUGCCAGACCCUGCCUUGCUGCAACACAUCAGAUGUGGCCACCAGUUCCCAGAAACCUUGAGGAGGCUUCUGUUGUGGUGCUGAUUUGAUUUCAGACAAUGUCUGGUGAUUGCCUGAGCAGCCUUGCCAGCGCGGAAUGAAUUGUUGGUAUUCCUGUCGAUGCAAAAAGCUCUGUGGGUGUUUUAAGUGUGUAUUUUCUCUUCUAAAUCCUUGAAACACAUUGACCCUGUAAAUGGCCACAUCAGGUGAUUCUGAGCAUGUUAAUCCAGCUUCCCUGCCAAGCCAGAGGAGAUAAUCGCAUUGCUGAAGCGCGGGGACUUUGUCAAAUGAUGCUGAGUGGCAAGGAUAUCACCAGCACUGUCACUGAGCCCCCCUGCAGGGUCGGAUUUGCUGGUCCUCUUCCCCCACCCCUUAGCAAAAAGCAGUAGGAGGGGGUGUGUGUGUGUGCUGUUAACACUUCUUUCUGUCAUGCUAAACCUCUCCUGGGACUUGCAAGUUGUUGCUUUAGAGAGAAGCUGGUCCCUUUCCGGAGGAUUUUGCAGAGCUGUCAGUGACUGCUCCUUCCAGCCAGGGAGGAAAAGAGAUGGAAGAAGAAGGCUGGGGCCAAGGGGAGAUAAGGAGCCUGUGUUGACAGGACUGGAGGGAUUCUCUCCUGUGCUUGCAGCCUCAGGCACUGAGUGGUCCUCACUGGCAGCCGUGGUACCCACUGGGGAGCCAGGGCACUGCAUGCAGGGGGUGACAGGCGGUGUGGGCACAAGUGGUGGCUUUGCUGGAAGUAGGGCAGGGCUCAGGAGAUGCCUUCUCUGGAAGGAAACGCCUGCUCAGGGGGCCCUUGGUGGGCCUGGUGAAAGCAAAGCCCUGCUGGGAGUUACAUUUGGAGCCUGAAUCCACCAGACCUGGCUCUCCAGGCUGAUCACACUGGGGCUGGGAGCAGCAACAGGGUCAGAACCGUGUGGCAGAGCUGAUGGUUUAGCCCAGACCUUCUUUAACAAAUUUAAGAGCUACACUAGAGCUUCCCUAAUGUCCUGUAUCAGGAUCUCUCAUCUUCCCCAUCCUCUUGUGGUCUGCAGAAAACCUGAGCGGUGGAAACGGGGGGAAAGGGAAGGGGGUUUUGUGACUUCAUGAUUUACUCUUCCUUUGCUUUCACUCUUAAGUGCUUCCUCUGUGCAGGUGGGCAGAGGACUUGUGUGGCUCUGAUGCUUGUGAGAAGCCUGAUCAGCUUUCCAUAAGAAAUAACAUCCCGAUGCUCUCUAGGCCUAUUAGGAAUUGCAGCUUGACACUCAAUGACACUAAAUUAUUACUGGGGUCCUUUGUAAGUUCUAAUGAUACACUAUUCUAGGUUAAACUAUUUAUUUUGUCAAUAUUUUUUCCUUCCAGUGUGUUUUUUAACCUCUUCUGUUAACCCGUCAUGUGCUGAGAUGUAAGAAAUGAAUGGUUUCUAUUUAAAUAUAUCCUUUCUGUUUGUUUUUGUUUUGUUUUUGUUUUUUUUAAAUUGCUAUGUGUAGAUUUCAGCUGCAUCUUUAGCAGGUGUCAUAGGUAAUAACAAUGUGCUGUACAGACAUUUAGGGUGUUAGGAUGUAAGUAAGGCUCAUAGGAGAACUGCUCAUAAAAACGUAACGUGGUGUCUCUUAAAGGGAACAGCAUAAAGGUCCUUACAGGACCCUCAUGUAGCCUCCAACAUACUUUUCCCCUUCCAAUCACCACAGCCCCUGUCUCAGCUCCACCCUUUCCAGGGCUGUUUUUACACCUCCAAGCUGAAGAAGGAUUUUAGUGGGGUUUCUGUUGAUUUGACUUUGUUCAGGGUACUUUUGUUUGGUUUAUUUUUUAAUCCAUUGACCAUUUCCACUUCUCAACAGAGGACUUGGUGGGGCUGGCUGUGGUGGCCAGAUGUUUCUUUCCAGUGAUGGAAGAACAGACCUGGGUGGUGGUUUCAGCCCUGGGGCUGAGGUGGUGGUCUCACUCCUGUGGCAACCUGGCCAACCCAGCCUAUUCCUGUUCCUGUUCCUCUCUGCUUGAUGCUCUCCUGGUGUCAGCUCUGAGGAUGGGACAUGCAGACCAGGGGAGCAAACACAGCAGGAUUUUCAGCAGGAUUUUCCAUCCCAUGACUACUCAAGUCUUUUUUUGUAGCUGCUGGGAGUUCUGUGGAGGGGGAACUGCUUGUGCUAUCUCCAUCCCCAGGUCUGCCUCAUCCAGCUCAGUCAUUGUUUACCUCCUAAAUGCUAACCACAAGGUUUGCUGAGCCCACCCUGGAAAAAAAAAACAGCUCAGGACAGUUAUUUUUAUGGAAAUAAUGGAGCAGGCAAUCAGUGAGUGGAUUUAUAACCUUCUUGGAGGUAACCCUUCAGCUGCUGGGGGCACCCCUCUGCCCUUGCCCACCAGCAGAGGACAGGAGGCAGGAAUCCCCUUCCCAGUGCCCAAAGGCAUUGAUGGUGCCCUCAGAGCACCUUCCACUCAUCCCUCCCAAACAGCAGCCCCCGGAGUGGGUUGCACCUUCCCACUCCAUGCCCCGGGUUGCUCUUCCAUCCAGGAGAGAGGUGAGGUGGCAUCUCACUGGCUCUCAAGCCGUGCUGAGCCCAGGGCUGGUUCUCUUUAGCCUAUGGCAAACCUAUGCCAAACUCCCCACCCUGCUCUGUCUUUUUAUGAGUACAAGCUCCUCAUUCUGUAUAUGUUAUUAUGAGCUGUCGUUAACCCUACAAAUGUAACCUGUGUAAUAGCUUCUCUGUAUAUUACAGCUGUAGGCUUUCCAGAUAAAAGUGGAUAAUAUUUAUUUACUGAAGAUACUGGAUAUUUUUCUCUUUGGGAAUGGGGUAGGGGGAGAAUGGGGGACAUAACUGUUUAAAGCGAUGGACUGUGUAAAGAGAAACAAAAUACACAACAAACAGAGAAACCCAACACUAAACUGUUGCUGUAUUCACGUGGGAAUUGUUUCCAUUCAGGACAAUACAACUGUAUUAAUCUGCCAUUGUUUAACUUGCUCCAGAAAUCAUCUCAACUUUGGUUCCUGCAUGUGAGAUACUCCAAUAAAUACACUACUAGUGUGACCUGGA